Molecule: messenger RNA, 11728 nt
Organism: Oryctolagus cuniculus (rabbit)
Lineage: Eukaryota; Metazoa; Chordata; Mammalia; Lagomorpha; Leporidae
Gene: APC
Product: APC regulator of Wnt signaling pathway
Biological process (GO): negative regulation of canonical Wnt signaling pathway; nervous system development; Wnt signaling pathway
Cellular component (GO): catenin complex; beta-catenin destruction complex; cytoplasmic microtubule
Molecular function (GO): microtubule binding; beta-catenin binding; gamma-catenin binding
Source: RefSeq, a predicted model, not a curated record
AGCUGAUUUUUUUAAAAAAGAUUUAUUUAUUUAUUUAUUUGAAAGAGUUACACAGAGAGAGAAGAGGCGGAGAGAGGCAGGUCUUCUAUCCCCUGGUUCACUCUCCAGUUGGCUGCAACAGCCAGAGCUGUGCCGAUCUGAAGCCAGGAGCUUCUUCCCAUGCAGGGGCAGGGGCCCGAGGAACCUGGGCCAUCUUCUGCUGUCCCAGGCCAUAGCAGAGAGCUGGAUCAGAAGUGGAGCAGCCUGAACUUAAACCGGUGUCCAUAUGGGAUGCCGGCAUUGCAGACGGCAGCUUGACCCACUGUGCCACAGCGCCGGCCCCUGAAUUUAUUUUUAAACAUAGGAUUCAAAGCACACUUCUGUGGAAGUACUAAGAAAACUGGUUUGAACAAUCUUAGUAAUUCAGUUGACAUCAUUAUAAAAUGUCGAGUUUUUAGAUUGUCCUGGUUUUGUAUUUGAGGCAUGAUGGUUAAUGAACAUGUAAUGGUCAUAUAACUCUCUGUAAAACUUUGUUGUUUAAAUUACUAACUGAUUUCUACAACAUAGCUAGUUAAAAAUUAGACAAAUAGUUUGGCUACAAACUGGCUUACCACAUAAUAGCUUGAGCCAUUGUUUGGGUCAAGAGUGAUAGACUUAGUUGUAUCUUACAAUCUAAGAAGUAAUAUAUUUUGGGGAGUUUUUGAAAUAUAUUCUUUGUUUUGAGAGGAACUUCCUCUUUCUGGAAGUUCUGGCUCUGAGAAAUGAUCUAGUCUGAGUUUGUCACAAGUAAUCAGUGACUGUAUAAAUAAUUAAGUCCUGUGCUGUGAGUCAUGCACUUUAAGAAAGGAUUCUGAAAGCCUUUGUAAAAUGAAUUCAUUCUCAUCAGAGAUUGAGGAUACAGUCAGGUUGAUUUACAUAUUUGCUUAUUUCAAAUAUGAAGGGAAAUUGCUUCUAAAUGUAUUUAGACUUUAGAAUAUUGUUUCUUGUUUUUAAAAAAAUAUUUAUUAUUUGAUUUGAAAGAGCUACCAGAGAGAGAGAAGAAUAGGCAGAGGGGGAGAGUGGUCUUCAUCCACUGAUUCACUCCCCAACUGGCUUCAACAGCCGGAGCCGUGCCCGAUCCGCAGCCAGGAGCCAGGAGCCUCCUCUGGGUCUCCCACCCAGGUGCAGGGGCCCAAGCUCUUGGUCCAUCUUCUACUGCUUUCCCAGGCCAAAGCAGAGAGCUGGAUCGGAAGUGGAGCAGCCUGGACUCAAACCAGCGUCCAUAUGGGAUGCCGGCACUGCAAGGCGGCGGCUUUACCAGCUGUGCCACAGCGUCAGCUCCUAGAAUAUAGUGUUUCUAGUUACAGUAUUAUUUGGUCAGUGUUGAAGUCAUUCAUUUGCUUAUUCAACACGUCUUUAAGACAUUUGCUACACACGCAUGCCAGGCAUUAUAAGAGACUAAUUUAAAAAAAUCCAGAAACCCAAAGGAGAAGCAGAAAUCACCCUAUAAUCUUACCUUCCAAGGAUUGCCUCUAUGAACUGCCUCACAUACGCUAAUAGCUUCUUUUCAUAUAUGAGAGAAAUUUAGAAUAGAGAGUAGUAAACGUACCUCAUUUAAAACCCUGAAGCCUGGUAUCUUUAAAUUUAAAUAGAUACUGUAAUCCCCCCCCCCCACACACACACACAACAGGGCUUAACCUCUUGGGGAUGUGGAUUUCCCUCCUGAUUUGUAAAUUAGUCCUGUGAGCGCACGUGGUUACAUCGGAUGGGCUAUAGAAUUUGCACUGAGGUGUUCCAGGUCAGCCUUAGGUUGGUGACUGACAGAUGGACUGUGUGAGGAUCUGAAAGCGCUCGCGUGUGAGCGCGCUGUUCCCUUCUGGAAGGGCGCAGACUGUCGCCGAGGUGGAGGGACCCAGGCCGGGUGGCUCCGGGUCCUGACCACGGCCUUUCUGGGAACUGUAUUUGUAAUUCACGCAUCAUUCGCGUGACUAACCAGUCAGUGACUUCCAAUAGAAAAUUACUCAUUGUAAUUAUUUAACAGAAUCGUAGGCUGCGGACAUGGGCGUCCUGGCACAGGAGAUGUCCUUUAUCACUGCCACCCCACCCCCAUCACGGGGGCGCCCGGGAGGCCUGCGCGGCAGGGCGGGUCCGAGCCGGCCGGGCAGAGCGAGCGAGCGGCCGGGCCGUGGAGUCCGUGGACGCGUCUCCGGGCGCUCCGCUCCGCGGCCGGCUGCCGAUUGGCUGCGCGCGGGCACACGUGACCGACAUGUGGCUGUAUUGGCGCAGCCCGCCCGGGUGCCGCUGGAGACGGAAUGGAGGUGCUGCCGAGCUUGGAAAUGGGGUCCAGGGUAGCCAAGGAUGGCUGCGGCUUCCUAUGAUCAGUUGUUAAAGCAAGUAGAGGCCCUGAAGAUGGAGAAUUCAAACCUUCGACAGGAGCUGGAGGAUAAUUCCAAUCAUCUUACAAAACUGGAAACUGAGGCAUCUAAUAUGAAGGAAGUCCUUAAACAACUUCAAGGAAGUAUUGAAGAUGAAGCUAUGGCUUCUUCUGGACAGAUUGAUUUAUUAGAGCGUCUUAAAGAACUUAACUUAGAUUGCAGUAAUUUCCCUGGAGUAAAACUACGAUCAAAAAUGUCCCUGCGAUCUUACGGAAGCCGAGAAGGAUCUGCAUCCAGUCGCUCAGGAGAGUGCAGUCCUGUUCCUGCGGGGUCCUUUCCAAGAAGAGGGUUUGUAAAUGGAAGCAGAGAAAGUACUGGAUACUUAGAAGAACUUGAAAAAGAGAGAUCAUUACUUCUUGCUGAUCUUGACAAAGAAGAAAAGGAAAAAGACUGGUAUUAUGCUCAACUUCAGAAUCUCACUAAAAGAAUAGAUAGUCUUCCUUUAACUGAAAAUUUUUCCUUACAAACAGAUAUGACUAGAAGGCAAUUGGAAUAUGAAGCAAGACAAAUCAGAGUUGCAAUGGAAGAACAACUAGGUACUUGCCAAGACAUGGAAAAACGAGCACAGCGAAGAAUAGCCAGAAUUCAGCAAAUAGAGAAAGACAUACUUCGUAUACGACAGCUUUUACAGUCUCAAGCAACAGAAGCAGAGAGGUCAUCUCAGAGCAAGCAUGAAGCCGGCUCACAUGAAGCUGAGCGGCAGAGUGAAGGCCCAGGAUUGGCAGAAAUUAGCGUGGCACCUUCUGGUAGUGGUCAGGGUUCAGCCACACGGAUGGACCACGAAACAGCCAGUGUUUUGAGCUCAAGUAGCACACACUCUGCUCCUCGAAGGCUGACAAGCCACCUGGGCACCAAGGUGGAAAUGGUGUAUUCAUUGUUGUCAAUGCUUGGUACUCAUGAUAAGGAUGAUAUGUCGCGAACUUUGCUGGCUAUGUCUAGCUCCCAAGACAGCUGCAUAUCCAUGCGACAGUCUGGAUGUCUUCCUCUUCUCAUCCAGCUUUUACAUGGCAAUGACAAAGACUCUGUAUUAUUGGGAAAUUCCCGGGGCAGUAAGGAGGCUCGGGCCAGGGCCAGUGCAGCACUCCACAACAUCAUUCACUCACAGCCUGAUGACAAGAGAGGCAGGCGUGAAAUCCGAGUCCUUCAUCUUUUGGAACAGAUACGAGCUUACUGUGAAACCUGUUGGGAGUGGCAGGAAGCCCAUGAACAAGGCAUGGACCAGGACAAAAAUCCAAUGCCAGCCCCUGUCGAGCAUCAGAUCUGUCCUGCCGUGUGUGUUCUGAUGAAACUUUCAUUUGAUGAGGAGCACAGACAUGCAAUGAAUGAACUUGGUAGGAAGGCUCCCCGGGGCAUUUCAUCACAGGAGCUAGGGCAGGGGCUUUCAGGGGGACUACAGGCCAUUGCAGAAUUAUUGCAGGUGGACUGUGAAAUGUAUGGGCUUACUAAUGACCACUACAGUAUUACGUUACGACGAUAUGCUGGAAUGGCCUUGACAAACUUGACUUUCGGAGAUGUAGCCAACAAGGCUACCCUGUGCUCUAUGAAGGGCUGCAUGAGGGCGCUUGUGGCCCAGCUGAAAUCCGAAAGCGAAGACUUGCAGCAGGUUAUUGCAAGUGUUCUGAGGAAUUUGUCUUGGCGAGCAGAUGUAAACAGUAAGAAGACGUUGCGGGAAGUUGGAAGUGUGAAAGCAUUGAUGGAAUGUGCUCUGGAGGUUAAAAAGGAAUCAACCCUCAAAAGUGUAUUGAGUGCCUUAUGGAAUUUGUCAGCACACUGCACUGAGAACAAAGCUGAUAUAUGCGCUGUAGAUGGUGCACUGGCAUUUUUGGUUGGCACACUCACUUACCGGAGCCAGACGAAUACGUUAGCCAUUAUUGAAAGUGGAGGUGGGAUAUUACGCAAUGUGUCCAGCUUGAUAGCUACAAAUGAGGACCACAGGCAAAUCCUAAGAGAGAACAACUGCCUACAAACCUUAUUACAACACUUGAAAUCUCAUAGUUUGACAAUUGUCAGUAAUGCAUGUGGAACUUUGUGGAAUCUCUCGGCAAGAAAUCCCAAAGACCAGGAAGCAUUAUGGGACAUGGGAGCAGUUAGCAUGCUCAAGAACCUCAUUCAUUCAAAGCACAAAAUGAUUGCUAUGGGAAGUGCUGCAGCUUUGAGGAAUCUCAUGGCAAAUAGACCUGCAAAAUAUAAGGAUGCCAAUAUUAUGUCUCCUGGUUCAAGCUUGCCAUCUCUUCAUGUUAGGAAACAGAAAGCCCUAGAAGCAGAAUUAGAUGCUCAGCAUUUAUCAGAAACUUUUGACAAUAUUGACAACUUGAGUCCCAAGGCAUCUCAUCGCAGUAAGCAGAGACACAAGCAGAGUCUUUACGGUGACUAUGUAUUUGAUGCUAGUCGACAUGAUGAUAAUAGGUCAGACAAUUUUAAUACUGGAAACAUGACUGUCCUUCCACCAUAUCUGAAUACAACAGUGUUGCCCAGCUCCUCUUCAUCAAGGGGAAGUUUAGAUAGUUCUCGUUCUGAAAAAGAUAGAAGUUUGGAGAGAGAAAGAGGAAUUGGCCUAAGCAGCUACCAUCCAGCAACAGAAAAUCCAGGAACCUCUUCAAAGCGAGGUUUGCAAAUCUCUACCACUGCAGCCCAGAUUGCCACAGUCAUGGAGGAAGUCUCGGCCAUUCAUACCUCCCAGGAAGACAGAAGUUCUGGGUCUACCACUGACUUGCAUUGUGUGCCUGAUGAGAGGAACGGGCUGAGAAGAAGUUCUGCCCACACUCAUUCCAAUGCUUACAAUUUCACUAAGUCAGAAAAUUCAAACAGGACAUGUUCUAUGCCUUACACCAAACUAGAAUAUAAGAGAUCUUCAAAUGACAGUUUAAAUAGUGUCAGUAGCAGUGAUGGUUAUGGUAAAAGAGGUCAAAUGAAACCCUCAAUUGAAUCAUAUUCUGAAGAUGACGAGAGUAAAUUUUGCAGUUAUGGUCAAUAUCCAGCUGACCUAGCCCAUAAAAUACACAGUGCAAAUCACAUGGAUGAUAACGAUGGAGAGCUUGAUACACCAAUAAAUUACAGUCUUAAAUAUUCAGACGAGCAGUUGAAUUCUGGAAGGCAGAGUCCUUCACAGAAUGAAAGAUGGGCAAGACCCAAACACAUAAUAGAAGAUGAAAUAAAGCAGAAUGAGCCACGACAGUCAAGGAGUCAAAGUACAGCUUACCCUGUGUAUGCCGAGAACACUGAUGAGAAGCACCUCAAGUUCCAGCCACAUUUUGGACAGCAGGAAUGCGUUUCUCCGUACAGGUCCAGGGGAACCAGUGGGUCAGAAGGAAAUCGAGUGGGUUCUAAUCAUGCAGUUAAUCAAAAUGUAAACUCGUCCUUGUGUCAGGAAGAUGACUAUGAAGAUGAUAAACCAACCAACUAUAGUGAACGUUACUCUGAGGAAGAACAGCAUGGAGAAGAAGAAAGACCAACAAAUUAUAGCAUGAAGUAUAAUGAAGAAAAACACCAUGUGGAUCAGCCUAUUGAUUAUAGUUUAAAAUAUACCACUGACAUUCCUUCCUCACAGAAGCCACCAUUUUCAUUUUCCAAGAGUUCCUCUGCACAAAGCACUAAAAGUGAACACAUCCCUGCAAGCAGUGAGAAUACAGCUACCCCUUCGUCUACCACCAAGAGGCAGAAUCAGCUCCACCCGACUUCAGCACAGAGUAGAAAUGCUCAGACCCAAAAAGCUACCACCUGCAAAGUUCCCUCUAUCAACCAGGAAACAAUACAGACAUACUGUGUGGAAGACACCCCGAUAUGUUUCUCACGGUGCAGUUCAUUAUCAUCUUUGUCGUCAGCUGAAGAUGAAAUAGGGUGUGAUCAGACAACACAGGAAGCAGUUUCCACUAGUACUCUGCAGAUAGCAGAAAUAAAGGAAAACAGUGGAGCUAGAUCCACAGAAGAUCCUGUGAGUGAAGCUCCAGCAGUGUCCCAGCAUGUAAGAACCAAAUCCAGCAGACUCCAGGCUUCUGGUUUGUCCUCAGAAUCAGCCAGACAUAAAGCUGUUGAAUUACCUUCAGGGGCCAAGUCUCCCUCCAAAAGUGGUGCUCAGACCCCCAAGAGCCCACCAGAGCACUAUGUUCAGGAGACUCCACUCAUGUUCAGCAGAUGCACAUCUGUCAGUUCACUGGAUAGCUUUGAGAGUCGUUCUAUUGCCAGCUCCGUGCAGAGUGAGCCAUGCAGUGGAAUGGUGAGUGGCAUUAUUAGCCCCAGUGACCUUCCUGAUAGCCCUGGACAAACCAUGCCACCAAGCAGAAGUAAGACCCCUCCACCACCUCCUCAGGCAGUUCAAACCAAGCGAGAGGUACCCAAAAAUAAAGUUCCAACUGCAGAAAAGAGAGAGAGUGGACCUAAGCAGGCAGCUGUGAAUGCUGCGGUUCAGAGGGUCCAGGUUCUCCCAGAUGCGGAUACAUUAUUACAUUUUGCCACAGAAAGUACUCCAGAUGGAUUUUCUUGUUCAUCUAGCCUGAGUGCUCUGAGCCUUGAUGAGCCAUUCAUACAGAAAGAUGUGGAGUUAAGAAUCAUGCCUCCAGUUCAGGAAAAUGACAAUGGAAACGAAACAGAACCAGAGCAGCCUGAAGAAUCAAAUGAAAGCAAGGAGAAGGAGGCAGAAAAGCCUACCGAUUCCGAAAAAGAUCUGUUGGAUGACUCAGAUGAUGAUGAUAUCGAAAUACUUGAGGAAUGUAUUAUUUCUGCCAUGCCAACAAAGUCAUCACGCAAAGCUAAAAAGCUAGCCCAGACUGCUUCAAAACUGCCACCACCCGUGGCAAGGAAACCAAGCCAGCUGCCUGUGUACAAACUUCUGCCAUCACAAAACAGGUUACAAGCACAGAAGCACGUUAGUUUUACCCCAGGGGACGAUAUGCCACGGGUGUACUGUGUAGAAGGGACACCCAUAAACUUCUCCACAGCCACAUCUCUCAGUGACCUCACAAUAGAAUCUCCUCCAAACGAGCUAGCUGCGGGAGAAGGGAGUGGAGCAGGGGCGCGGUCGGGCGAAUUUGAAAAGCGAGACACCAUUCCCACGGAAGGCAGGAGCACCGAUGAGGCACAGAGAGGGACUGCCUCGGCGGUGGCGAUGCCCGAGUUGGAUGACAAUAAAACGGAGGAAGGUGACAUUCUUGCUGAAUGCAUCAACUCUGCUAUGCCCAAAGGAAAAAGUCACAAGCCUUUCCGUGUGAGGAAGAUAAUGGACCAGGUCCAGCAAGCAUCUGUGUCUUCAUCCGGCGCUAACAAAAAUCAGUUAGACGGUAAGAAAAAGAAACCCACUUCCCCAGUAAAACCUGUGCCACAGAGCACUGAAUACAGAGCACCUGUGAGAAAAAACACAGACUCGAAAAAUAAUUUAAAUGCUGAAAGAACUUUCUCAGACAAUAAAGAUUCAAAGAAACAGAACUUGAAAAACAAUUCCAAGGACUUCACCGAUAAGCUGCCAAAUAAUGAAGAUCGAGUCAGAGCAAGUUUUCCUUUUGAUUCGCCUCAUCAUUACACACCUAUUGAAGGAACUCCUUACUGUUUUUCACGAAAUGAUUCUUUGAGUUCUCUAGACUUUGAUGAUGACGAUGUUGACCUUUCCAGGGAAAAGGCUGAAUUAAGAAAGGGGAAAGAAAAUCAGGACUCAGAAGCUAAAGCUGCUGGCCACACAGAGAUGACUUCAAACCAGCAAUCAGCUAACAAGACACCAGCUACCACUAAACACCCAGUAGGUCGAAGUCAGCAGAAGCAAUCUACUUUUCCCCAGCCAUCCAAAGACAUACCAGACAGAGGGGCAGCAACGGACGAGAAAUUACAGAAUUUUGCUAUUGAAAAUACUCCAGUUUGUUUUUCUCGUAAUUCCUCUCUGAGUUCUCUCAGUGACAUUGACCAAGAAAACAACAACAAAGAAAAUGAACCUAUCAAAGAAAACGAGCCCCCUGACUCACAGGGAGAACCGAGUAAACCUCAGGCAUCAGGUUAUGCCCCUAAGUCCUUUCAUGUGGAAGAUACACCUGUCUGUUUCUCAAGAAACAGCUCUCUGAGUUCCCUUAGUAUUGAUUCUGAAGAUGAUCUGCUGCAGGAAUGCAUAAGUUCUGCAAUGCCCAAAAAGAAAAAGCCCUCAAGACUGAAGGGUGAGAAUGAAAAGCAGAGUCCCAGAAACAUAGGAGGUGUCUUAGCUGAGGAUUUGACACUGGAUUUGAAAGAUAUACAGAGACCAGAUUCAGAACAUGGGUUAUCCCCGGAUUCAGAAAAUUUUGACUGGAAAGCUAUUCAGGAAGGUGCGAAUUCCAUAGUGAGUAGUUUACAUCAGGCUGCUGCUGCUGCAUGCCUGUCCAGGCAGGCUUCGUCAGACUCAGAUUCCAUCCUUUCACUGAAAUCGGGAAUCUCACUGGGAUCACCAUUUCACCUUACACCUGACCAAGAGGAAAAACCCUUCACAAGUAACAAAGGCCCACGGAUUCUAAAACCUGGUGAGAAAAGUACCUUGGAAACUAAAAAAAUCGAAUCUGAAAAUAAAGGAAUCAAAGGAGGAAAAAAGGUUUACAAAAGUUUGAUUACUGGGAAAGUUCGAUCUAAUUCAGAAGUUUCAGGCCAAAUGAAGCAGCCCCUUCCACCAAACAUGCCUUCAAUCUCUCGCGGUAGGACAAUGAUUCAUAUUCCAGGAGUUCGAAAUAGCUCCUCAAGUACAAGUCCUGUUUCUAAAAAAGGCCCGCCCCUUAAGCCUCCAGCCUCUAAGAGCCCUAGUGAAGGUCAGACGGCUACCACUUCUCCUAGAGGGGCCAAGCCAUCAGCAAAGACAGAAUUAAGUCCUGUUCCCCGCCAGACAUCCCAAACAGGCGGGUCAAACAAAGGAUCUUCCAGGUCAGGCUCUCGAGAUUCCACUCCUUCAAGACCUUCCCAGCAACCACUGAGUAGACCUAUGCAGUCUCCAGGGCGCAACUCAAUUUCCCCUGGCAGAAACGGAAUAAGUCCUCCUAACAAACUAUCUCAACUGCCGAGGACGUCCUCCCCCAGUACUGCUUCAACCAAGUCCUCAGGUUCUGGGAAAAUGUCCUACGCAUCCCCAGGCAGGCAGAUGAGCCAGCAGAACCUUACAAAACAAACAGGUUUGUCCAAGAAUGGCAGUUGUAUCCCAAGAAGUGAGUCUGCCUCCAAAGGACUGAAUCAGAUGAACAAUGGCAACGGAGCCAAUAAGAAGGUGGAACUUUCUAGAAUGUCUUCAACUAAAUCAAGUGGAAGUGAAUCUGAUAGAUCAGAGAGACCUGUGUUAGUACGCCAGUCAACUUUCAUCAAAGAAGCCCCAAGCCCAACCCUAAGAAGGAAACUGGAAGAAUCUGCUUCAUUUGAGUCUCUUUCUCCAUCUUCCAGACCAGAUUCUCCCACAAGGUCCCAGGCUCAAACUCCAGUGUUAAGUCCUUCCCUUCCUGAUAUGUCUCUGUCCACACACUCAUCUGUUCAGGCUGGUGGGUGGCGGAAACUCCCACCUAAUCUCAGUCCCACUAUAGAGUAUAAUGAUGGCAGACCCGCAAAGCGUCAUGACAUAGCACGCUCCCAUUCAGAAAGUCCUUCCAGACUUCCCGUCAACAGGUCGGGAACCUGGAAACGGGAGCACAGCAAACACUCAUCAUCCCUCCCUCGAGUAAGCACAUGGAGAAGAACUGGAAGUUCCUCUUCAAUUCUUUCUGCAUCGUCAGAAUCCAGUGAAAAAGCAAAAAGUGAGGAUGAAAAACAUGUAAACUGUAUUUCAGGAACCAAGCAAAAUAAAGAAAACCAAGUGUCCACAAAAGGCACAUGGAGGAAAAUAAAAGAAAAUGAAAUUUCCCCCCCAAACAGUACUUCUCCGACCACGUCCUCAGGUGCUGCAAAUGGUGCUGAAUCAAAGACUCUGAUUUAUCAAAUGGCACCUGCUGUUUCUAAAACAGAGGACGUUUGGGUGAGGAUUGAGGACUGUCCCAUCAACAACCCCAGAACCGGAAGAUCUCCCACAGGUAAUACUCCCCCUGUGAUCGACAGUAUUUCAGAAAAGGGAAAUCCAAACGGUAAAGAUUCAAAAGAUAAUCAGGGAAAACAAAAUGUGGGUAACGCCAGUGCACCCACGAAUACCAUGGGUUUGGAAAACCGUCUGAACUCCUUUAUUCAGGUUGAUGCCCCAGACCAAAAAGGAGCUGAGAUGAAACCGGGACAGAGUAAUCCUGUCCCUACAUCCGAGACUACCGAGAGCUCCUUAGCGGAGCGCACCCCAUUCAGUUCCAGCAGCUCCAGCAAACACAGUUCACCUAGUGGGACUGUGGCUGCCAGAGUGACUCCUUUUAAUUACAACCCCAGCCCUAGGAAAAGCAGCGCAGAUAGCACUUCAGCCCGGCCGUCUCAGAUCCCAACGCCAGUGAAUAACAACACAAAGAAACGAGAUUCAAAAACCGACAGCACAGAGUCCAGUGGAACCCAAAGUCCCAAGCGCCAUUCCGGAUCUUAUCUUGUGACGUCUGUGUGAGAGAGUUGGGACGAUGAAGCUAGGAGUUCACGCGCUCAUUUACAUGCUAGAUAGAAAUCCUGUUUCAAAUGAAACUAAAAGACUGAAAAAUUUUGUAAAUAGGUUUGAUUCUUGUUGGAGGGUUUUUGUUCUGGAAGCCAUAUUUGAUAGUAUACUUUGUCUUCACUGGUUGUUAUUUUGGGAGGCACUCUUGAUAGUUAAGAAAAAAAAUGGUAAAGCCAAGUAUAUUUGUACAGUAUGUUUUACAAGUAUUUAAGUAGAAUAUCAUCCCAUCAUCCUUUAAUUAUUGCUUGUCUUAAAAUAACACUACAUAGAAAAUAUGAUAUAUUGCUGUUAUCAAUCAUUUCUAAUUAUAAACUGACUAAACUUACAUCAGGGAGAAAUUGGUAUUUAUGCAAAAAAAAAAGUUUUAGUCCUUGUGAAUCCAUCUAAUGUCAUAACUAAUCAUGUGGCUGUGAAAUUCACAGAAAUAUGGUUCCCGGUGAACAAGUUUACCCAGCCUGCUUUGCUUUAUUGCAUGAAUGAAACUGAUGGUUCAAUUUCAGAAGUAAUGAUUAACAGUUCUGUGGUCACAUGAUGUGCAUAGAUAGCUACAGUGUAACAAUUUACACUAUUUUGUGCUCAAAACAACAACAGAAAUCUGUGUAACUGUAAAACAUUGAAUGAAACUAUUUUACCUGAACUAGAUUUUAUCUGAAAGUAGGUAGAAUUUUUGCUAUGCUGUAUCUUGUUGUAUAUUCUGGUAUUUGAGGUGAGAUGGCUGCUCUUUUAUUAAUGAGACAUGAAUUGUGUCUCAACAGAAACUUAAAAGGACAUUUCAGAAUAAAUUAUUGCUGUAUGUAAA